AUGGUCCUUAAACCCUCAGCAGGAUCGGUAUCUGCUCCCUUGUACAAUGAGGAACAGGAUGAGCACUGCCAGACCCUACAAAGUGACCUCCAGCAGGUCACUGUGGGAUCUGGGUUCCUCCUGGUCCACGACAACCCUCAACCUUAUGUGGCUGCAGUAUGCAAGCAGUUCCUAAAGGAGGAAGGAAUUGAUAACAUUGACUGGACCCCACGUUCGCCUGACCUAAACCCAAUAGAGCACCUCUUGAACAUUAAUGCCCUGGUCCAGAUCUGGGAGGAGAUCCCCCAGGACACCCUCCAUCAUCUUAUUAGGAGCAUACCCAGGCGUUGUAGGGAGGUCAUACAGUCUAUUAUGUCCUACAACGGAGGGGCCGUCAUGGCCAUGAGGGGGAAGAACUGCGUGGCCGUCGCAUCUGACCUCCGAUUCGGCAUCCAGGGUCAGAUGGUUACGGCAGACUUCGAGAAGGUCUUCCCCAUGGGCGAGAGGCUAUACAUCGGAUUAGCCGGGCUGGCCACUGAUGUUCAGACAGUAUCUCAGAGGCUAAAAUUCCGAUUGAACCUUUACGAGCUGAAGGAGGGUCGCCAGAUCAAGCCCAAGACUUUCAUGAGCAUGGUGUCCAACUUACUCUAUGAAAGGAGGUUCGGGCCCUACUACGUCGAGCCUGUGAUUGCCGGGCUCGAUCCGAAGACCUUUGAGCCCUUUAUCUGCUCCUUGGAUUUGAUCGGAUGUCCCAUGGUGACCGAGGACUUUGUCGUGAGCGGCACUUGCUCGGAGCAGAUGUACGGCAUGUGUGAGUCUUUGUGGGAACCGGAGAUGGAACCCGAUGACCUGUUUGAGACCAUCUCGCAGGCCAUGCUGAACGCCGUUGAUCGGGACGCAGUGUCCGGCAUGGGUGUAGUCGUACAUGUCAUCGAAAAAGAUAAGAUCACCACAAGAACGUUGAAAGCGAGGAUGGAUUGA
Molecule: messenger RNA, 960 nt
Organism: Nerophis lumbriciformis (worm pipefish)
Lineage: Eukaryota; Metazoa; Chordata; Actinopteri; Syngnathiformes; Syngnathidae
Source: RefSeq, a predicted model, not a curated record